Penicillium cataractarum is the source of this 513-nucleotide messenger RNA. RefSeq names its product endosulfine family protein. Lineage: Eukaryota; Fungi; Ascomycota; Eurotiomycetes; Eurotiales; Aspergillaceae. Gene Ontology annotation, molecular function: protein phosphatase inhibitor activity. The transcript has 3 exons. The record is from RefSeq and is a predicted model, not a curated record. Gene Ontology annotation, cellular component: cytoplasm. The coding region runs from base 1 to 513 and encodes 170 amino acids.
AUGAAUCCCCACCAGCAGAACAAAGUCGAUAUCAACUCGAUGAGCCCCGAGGAGCAGCGUCUGCUGCGCCUGUACGGCAAAAUGCCCACCAAGAAAGACCUCCUCCAGAACAAGCUCAAGGAACGCAAAUACUUCGACUCGGGCGACUACGCCCUCAGCAAAGCCGGCAAAGCCUCGGAUGUCGGCGUCACCAGCAUCGGCUCCCGCCACCCGGUCCCGGAGAACAUCCCCCACCUCACCGCGACCUCACCAGGAGCCACGAACCCAGGCGCCAUCAAUGGAGGUAGCACCGCAGGGCUCGGCCAAGCGAUCCCCGGCAGUAUCAGUGGACAUCCAGGCUCGAUCGGCUUCCAGGGCCGCUCGCCCGUGAAAGAGGGUAGCUAUCUGCAGCGCGGUUCGAGUCUCAGUGAGGCUUCGGGUCUGAAUGAUGAUGGUGCUGGUGGUAGCAACGAGGCCACGGAGUCUAACGUUAGCCCACCAGCCGCCCGGGAAGGUGUUCCCAUUCGCCAGUGA